AUGGUGGAGCCAGGACAGGAUCUGUUGCUUGCUGCUUUGAGUGAGAGUGGAAUCAGUCCAAAUGAUCUAUUUGAUAUUGACUCGCCGGACGUGGUUCUUUGUUUCCUGAUGCUUACUUUCUUUCCUCUGCAGUCAGUGCCACUUAGUGCGUUAGAACUAGGCUUGGAGACUGAGGCCACAGCUGCUGUGAAACAAGAACCGGAGACUGUAUCGACUCCAGCCUUAUUAAAUGUUCGGCAACCACCAUCCACCACAACCUUUGUGCUGAAUCAAAUAAAUCAGCUUCCAACUUUGGGGACUACAAUAGUGAUGACAAAAACAACACCUGUUACAACUACGAGGCAGACUAUCACUGUAGCAAAAAUCAUUCAGACCAGCACAACUACUCGACCCUCGGUUGCAGCACCAGCAGUACGCAAUGCCUUGACCACUACACCUUCGAAGGACCAGAUUCAGCUGAAAGAUCUGCUAAAGAAUAACAGUCUUAAUGAACUUAUGAAAUUGAAGCCACCUCCUAAUAUUGCCCAACCAGUAGCAACAGCAGCAACCGAUCUAAGCAAUGGUGCAGUGAAGAAGGAGGCUUCCACAAAAGAGGUAGCAAGAAUAUGGAUAAAUGAUAUUAAAAUGAGAAGUUUUUCACCUACUAUGAAAGUGCCAGCAGUAAAAGAAGAGGAAGAACCUGAGGAAGAAGAUGAGGAAGAAAUGGGCCAUGCAGAAACUUACGCUGAGUAUAUGCCAAUAAAAUUAAAAAUUGGUCUACGUCAUCCUGAUCCCGUAGUGGAAACCAGCUCAUUAUCCAGUGUGACUCCUCCUGAUGUGUGGUACCAGACAUCAAUAUCGGAAGAAACAAUUGAUAGUGGCUGGUUGUCAGCUUUGCAACUUGAAGCAAUCACUUACGCAGCCCAGCAACAUGAAACAUUCCUGCCCAAUGGAGACAGAGCUGGAUUCUUGAUAGGUGAUGGUGCUGGCGUAGGAAAAGGAAGGACCAUAGCUGGAAUAAUCUAUGAAAAUUACUUGUUAGGCAGAAAAAGAGCAGUCUGGUUUAGCGUGUCAAAUGAUCUGAAAUACGAUGCUGAAAGAGAUUUGAGAGAUAUUGGAGCAAAAAACAUAUUGGUUCAUUCAUUAAACAAGUUCAAGUAUGGGAAAAUUUCUUCCAAACACAAUGGAAGCGUGAAGAAAGGUGUCAUCUUUGCUACCUAUUCUUCUCUUAUUGGUGAAAGUCAGUCUGGUGGUAAAUACAAAACCAGAUUAAAGCAGCUUCUUCACUGGUGUGGUGAAGACUUUGAUGGAGUUAUUGUAUUUGAUGAGUGUCAUAAAGCUAAGAAUCUGUGUCCUGUUGGUUCAUCAAAACCAACAAAAACAGGUCUGGCGGUAUUGGAACUUCAAAAUAAACUUCCAAAAGCCAGGGUUGUUUAUGCUAGUGCCACAGGUGCAUCUGAGCCAAGAAAUAUGGCAUAUAUGAACCGUCUUGGAAUAUGGGGUGAAGGAACUCCAUUUAGGGAAUUCAGUGACUUUAUUCAGGCUGUUGAAAGAAGAGGUGUUGGUGCCAUGGAAAUAGUUGCUAUGGAUAUGAAGCUGAGAGGAAUGUACAUAGCAAGACAGUUGAGUUUUUCAGGUGUAACUUUCAAAAUUGAUGAAGUUCUGCUUUCACAGGAAUAUGUUAAAAUGUACAAUAAAUCUGUGAAACUGUGGGUCAGUGCUAGAGAGAGGUUUCAACAAGCAGCUGAUCUUAUCGAUGCAGAACAACGAAUGAAAAAGUCUAUGUGGGGUCAGUUUUGGUCAGCCCAUCAGAGGUUUUUCAAGUACCUUUGCAUAGCAUCUAAAGUGAAGAGGGUGGUGCAGCUAGCUCGAGAAGAAAUCAAGAAUGGGAAAUGUGUUGUUAUUGGCCUGCAGUCAACAGGAGAAGCAAGAACAUUAGAAGCUUUGGAGGAAGGUGGUGGUGAACUGAAUGACUUUGUUUCUACAGCAAAAGGAGUAUUCCAGUCUCUUAUUGAAAAGCACUUUCCAGCUCCUGACAGGAAGAAGUUGUUUAGCUUGUUGGGAAUUGAUUUGACCGCUCAAAGUAAUAACAAUUCACCCAGAGACAGCCCUUGCAAGGAGAACAAAAUAAAGAAACGGAAAGGUGAAGAAAUAAGCAGAGAAGCCAAAAAAGCUCGCAAAACAGGUGGCCUUGCAGGUAGCAGCUCUGAUGAGAGUGAAAGUGAGUCUGAUGCUUCAGACAAUGAAGAAAGUGACAAUGAGAGCUCCAGGUUUUUGAGUUCUGGAGAUGAUGAUGACUUCAACCCAUUCAGAGAUGAAUCCAGUGAAGAUGAUGAAGAUGAUCCCUGGUUAAUUAGAAAAGAGCAUAAAAAAAAUAAAGACAAGAAAAAGAAGAAAAGUAUAGACCCAGAUUCUAUUCAAAGUGCCUUACUAGCUUCUGGUCUCGGAUCAAAACGACCUAGCUGUUUUACUUCCACUGUUGGUACCACCACUUCUAGUACCAACACGUCAGCAAACAGUAACACAAACAGCAGCUUUGUAACAAGUCAGGAUGCUGUUGAAAGGGCCCAGCAAAUGAAAAAAGAACUGCUUGAUAAACUGGAAAAGCUGGCUGAAGAUCUUCCACCUAAUACACUGGAUGAGCUUAUAGAUGAACUGGGUGGCCCUGAAAAUGUUGCAGAGAUGACAGGCCGCAAAGGGAGAGUUGUAAGCAAUGAUGAUGGCAGCAUAUCUUAUGAGUCAAGAUCUGAACUUGAUGUGCCCGUUGAAAUUCUGAACAUCACGGAAAAGCAGAGGUUCAUGGAUGGAGAUAAGAACAUUGCCAUAAUCUCGGAGGCUGCCAGCUCUGGUAUAUCAUUGCAAGCAGACCGCAGAGCUAAGAAUCAGAGACGGAGAGUUCACAUGACUCUGGAGUUGCCGUGGAGCGCCGAUAGAGCAAUACAGCAGUUUGGAAGAACUCAUAGAUCCAACCAAGUGACUGCUCCAGAGUACGUGUUCCUAAUUUCUGAAUUGGCAGGAGAGCAAAGAUUUGCAUCGAUAGUUGCAAAAAGACUGGAGAGCUUGGGAGCCCUCACCCAUGGUGACAGACGGGCUACAGAAACUCGAGACCUCAGCAGAUUCAAUUUUGACAACAAGUAUGGCAGAAAUGCUUUAGAGAUUGUUAUGAAAUCCAUUGUGAACUUAGACUCCCCAAUGGUCUCACCUCCUCCUGAUUUUCCUGGAGACUUCUUCAAAGAUGUUCGUCAGGGAUUGAUUGGCGUAGGCUUGAUAAAUGUAGAAGACAGAUCUGGAAUACUAACGCUUGAUAAAGAUUAUAACAAUAUAGGGAAAUUUCUGAACAGAAUUCUUGGUAUGGAAGUACAUCAGCAGAACGCUUUAUUCCAGUACUUUUCUGACACGUUAAAUGCAGUUAUUCAAAAUGCUAAAAAGAACGGAAGAUACGAUAUGGGCAUCUUAGAUUUGGGCUCUGGGGAUGAGAAAGUAAGGAAGGCAGACGUUAAGAAGUUUUUGACUCCUGGAUAUUCUACCUCUGGACACGUAGAACUAUACACAAUCAGCGUAGAGAGAGGAAUGUCUUGGGACGAAGCAACUAAGAUCUGGGCAGAACAGACGGGUCCAGAUGACGGAUUUUAUUUAUCACUACAGAUAAGAAAUAACAAGAAAACCGCUAUUCUAGUAAAAGAAGUGAAUCCUAAAAAGAAGCUUUUUUUAGUAUACAGACCAAAUACUGGGAAACAACUCAAACUAGAAACAUGUGCAGACCUGAAAAAGAAAUACAAGAAGGUACCUUCUGAAGAUGCUCUGCCACACUGGUUAGAGCAGUACAAUUCUUCCGCGGAUACCUGCACCCAUGCUUAUUGGAGAGGCAAUUGUAAGAAGGCAGGCUUGGGAUUAGUUUGUGAAGUGGGACUCCGUUGUCGAACUUACUAUGUCUUGUGCGGUUCGGUAUUGAGCGUCUGGACAAAAGUAGAAGGCGUUCUAGCCUCUGUGAGUGGUACAAAUGUGAAAAUGCAAAUAGUUCGUCUAAGAACAGAAGAUGGGCAGAGGAUCGUAGGUUUGAUCAUUCCUGCAAAUUGUGUAUCGCCCCUUGUAAACCUCCUGUCGACGUCAGACCAGUCUCAACAGCUUGCAGUACAACAGCAGCAGAUAUGGCAGCAGCAUCACCCGCAAAGCAUCACCAAUUUCAACAAUGCAUAAGAGGACAAACUACAGGUGUUGACUUUGGUGUUUGAGGAAAAGGCUGUAAAAGCAUAUCACUUGCAUAAAAAUCAGGGACAGAUUCCAAAGAAAUAUAACUUUUUCAGUUCAGUUGUGUGCUCUCAAAUACUUCGGGAAUAAAGAGAUCUAAAAAGGUUGGUAGAACUGAAAGCCAGCAGUUGUUCAUGGUGGUGCAUCUGUCUUUCCUUAUGCUCUCUGUAGUGCUUCCUGUUUGCUUUUACUUUUGGCCUUUUAAGCUACAAACCACAAUUUGUUUGAAAAUGCUUGAAAAUCCCCAAGCAGGCUUUAUUUUUAUCUUGUCAUACAGUGCUCAGGGUUUAACGCAGUGCAUCAAUGCCAUUGCUGUGGGAGAUAUCCUUGAAUGCAUGUAUUGGGUAUAUAUAUAGAAAAUAUAUAUUGGGUUUUUCUCUUCAAUUUCUGAGUUUAUAAAAGCAUGAAACCUAGAGGUUGCACAUCAUGCAUUCAGGUUCCUUCCCAGUUUCUGUUUGACAGUGCAUGUCUCUGGAAACGGGCGUGGACAGGAUAAACACACAAGACAGCAUUCAGAGAGAAACACAAUCUUAGUUGUACAGCAUUGGUUAUUGCAUUUUUAUAGUGUUUAUACCCAGGUGUUGCAUUUUUUCUGGUUCUCUCCUGGGGGUUAUAUAUUUGAGUCUACAACACGUUCUUUUUGUGAUAAACAUCUUAAAUUAAAAUUAGUUCAUUUUUAAUGUAUUAAUGGUAUUCCUAAUGUGUACUGCAAAGAUGGCUGGACGCCUAUUUUCCUUAAAUCGAAGCAUUUCCUUAAUCCGAGGUGGUUAUGGAAACUUAAGUGCAAAUUCACUUCCAUCUCGCAUACAAUCUUAUAUUUUUUACUUCAUUAAUGUAAUUUAAUUUGUCACUUGUAAGAUGAAACCUUACUUGAGCUGUAAAUUAGAGAAUGGGAAACACUUGAGGGUUCCGCUGUAUGUGCUGUUUCUGUUACCCAGUAACUUGAAUACUGUUUAAUAUGUUGUAAGACAUUGUAGAGUUUAUCUGGAGCUGUUUAAAAGAAAUUGUAAUGUACAAAUGUGAAUAGUCACUUAUCUAUAAUAUGGGUAAGUUUUGUUUUGCCUAUAAUAGUAGAUGUUUAUAAGAAAGUGAAGGACAAUGUUUGUCAUUUCUUGCUUGCACAGGUUGCACUAUUGAAAAAUUGAGAUUGUAUAAACCUGUCCAAAAAAACUACAAGAUAAUGAUCUUGUAGAUGUCAAAUAAAAGUUAUUGUACUAACAA
Molecule: messenger RNA, 5448 nt
Organism: Pygoscelis adeliae (Adelie penguin)
Lineage: Eukaryota; Metazoa; Chordata; Aves; Sphenisciformes; Spheniscidae
Gene: SBNO1
Product: strawberry notch homolog 1 (Drosophila)
Exons: 31
Coding region: 1-4176 (1391 amino acids)
Biological process (GO): regulation of DNA-templated transcription
Cellular component (GO): nucleus
Molecular function (GO): chromatin DNA binding; histone binding
Source: RefSeq, a predicted model, not a curated record